AAUCACAUCGUACGACGUAAAGACAGAGAUGGGAAUAUUUAUUUACUUGAAAAAGGCGAGAUAGCAUGAACAUGAAUGAAAAGGUACCCUAAUCAAUCAAUCACAAAUUCACAACACCAAUUUUUCUGAAUUAUUAUUGUAAUUUAUUGUGAAGUGCGUUAGUUUUAACAAAACUAAGAAAUCCAUGAAAAUGAAUACUAUAUCCAGUGAGUUGAGUAUGCAUGAUUUGAACGUUAGAUUUUUUGAGAUCAUGCAAAAUGAAAAUAAUGCAGAAGCUGCAGCAAAUUACAUAUUCGAAGCUGUGUGUGACGAUGUGACCCUAGGAUUUGCUUUCGAGUUCCACCAUGGCCUGAAGACUGGCCUAACAGACUUGAUAGAGGGUGAGAAAGAGGAAGAGGAACCUUACAAGAUAGUGAGCACGCCAGAAUGUGACGUUUUCGGCUUCUCCAUGAUGAAAAAGACUCCAGAUUCAAAUUGUUCAUGUCCGAACUGUGAAAGGCCAGUUUCAGCUACUAGAUUUGCCCCUCAUCUAGAAAAAUGCAUGGGCAUGGGCCGCAACAGCUCUCGCAUAGCUUCCCGCCGAAUCGCCUCCAACAGCCGAGAGCCAACCUCCUACGCGGGGCUCCUAAGCGACGAUGAAGACGACGUCGACUGGUCAGGGGGCUCCGUGCAAAACGAGCGGCGGAAACGCAGGAUCAAGAACAACAAUAAUAGGAAACCUAAUAAAAUGCAUAAGCACAACAACGGCACGACGAACGCGGACGCGAACGACGGUGGCGCCACCUACGAAACGAUGACCGCUAACGAGAAGAAGAAUUUGCUGCAGCAGAUCUGCGGCGUCGUUUCCGAGCACACUAAGAAACUUUGCACUAGAUCAACUCGCUGUCCACAACACACCGAAGAACAGAGGCGCGCUCUCCGCAACAGCGUGCUAGAGCCCUCCACUCCCGAGUCGCACAGCAUGGGGCUCGCGGCCGACGAGGCGGGGUCGCCGCCCGACUCCAGCCCCUCCUCCUCCUGCUCGUCCUCCAGUCGCAAGCGAGACCGCCACCGCGCCCCGCCCAAGUCCAAAAACAAGAGAGAACGCAAUAUAUCCCCUAAUACAAGAGAUUAAGGACUGAAUUUGAUUGGAGGUUCGCUAAACCUCUUAGGAACUAAUUUAGCUUGACUCCCCCCUUAAAUGGGGGUACGUAACAUUGUAAGGCGUUUGCACGCUUGAUUAGAUAUUUUUUUUAUAAUGUAGGCUGGAAAUAUUUUCAUUUUCUACCGAUAUUUGACGUUUGACGGUUUGAGGCAAGAUGACGUGAAUGGAUAACGCCAAUUCUAAGUUCCUCAAAACAUCUACCAAUAGUAGAUUUAGUUUAAGUUUUUAUAUUCCAUUUUAUGACAAUAAUGUAUAAAAAUGCCAUAUUGAGUGAGUUUUUGACAUCUGAAGUUAAAUUUUUGAGCGUCGCGUGGUGGUUGAAGGUACAGCACUAAAGCUUUGCAAAUUAACUUUAUCUUACGGUGCAUUAUAAUUUUAUGUAAGUACUUAAUCCUUGUAUGUUCGUACAUUGAAAUAAAGUUUGGCCAGCUUUCUUCAGGAUUUAAAAUAAAGAGCGAUCGAAAAAGUCUCAAUUAAAAUAUUUAGGCACGUAAUACCUAUUAUACUUGUUAAAGCAAAAGUUGAAAUCUAAAUAUUUAUACUGAUAUUGUUGAAAAUCACUACUUACAAAAAAAACUUAGAAAUUCACAAAUUGAUAUCGAUUUCAGCUUUACACGGAAAAUGCGUAGGAGCCAUUAAAAUGCCUACUGAUUUGUUUCAUAAUGCCAAUCGAUGUUAUUGUAAGAUUAGACUAUCAUUCGUAAUAAUUCGUAUCGAUAUCCAUAUAAUUUGACGUAUUGAUUUUAUCGAUAAAUAUUAUGUAACUUAUAUCGAUAAACUAAUCGCAACACUAUGUGAUACAUUUAGGUAUAGUUGCAAAAUGUUAUAACACUAAAUUCAAAUAUCGAGUCUUUUAUGGCUCUCGUUACGGUAAGUUUCUUCUUUAGAACUUAUACUUGAUCUGUUGCCUUGUCGCUGUGCCGCAUGAUUCUCUUCACAGCAUAAAUAUCGAAAAAUUUUCCUCCGAAUUAAAGCUGAACUUUUGGGACAGUCAAUGUGAAUUAUAUUAUCUCUAAUGCUUUUCAUACAUAACGUUAUGAGAUUCUAAAUAACUUUAUACUCGUCGGUUCAAACGGUUUCAACUCUCCUCUUCUGAAAUUCAUAUUGAGAAUAUCAAAAAUAUAAAUUCAUUUUGGUCUUAACGAAUAACCACUUUGAAUAUCAAACAGUAUCAUGUUUUUUAUUGAAUGACAAAUGGGCGCUGAAUACUCAGUCAAAUGAGUUCUAAAUUCAUAAGAGCCACAAUACUGAAUUGAAUCUUGUAUCAGCAAAAAAAUGUUUUUUUUUUUUUUUUUUAAGUUGUAUUCGUAUUUAGAUUUAUGUACUUUCUAGUCCCACCGUCCAUUGGUUAAAAGUCAGAGAUUUUCUUAUUGCAAAAUAAAUAUUUAGAAUCUCUAUACGAUAUAUGCUUGAAUUACUUGAAAACUCGGUACCAUCUAAUUUUUCAUUAGAUAUAUGUUUAAAAAAAAAACAAUGUUCAUGUAAAAUUGUAAAGAAACUGAGAUUAUGAUUAUUAAUGUACGUGUAUUAGGUAUCGUCCUGUAUAUACUUAUACAUACCUACUGUAUUGGUCAGGUGUUCAUGUAAAUAUUCACUAAAUGUAACUAUUAUUACCUAUUUGACUGAAGUAGUUAUUAAAUGAUAUGUAUUAAAGGCAUGUAUUGCGAUAAA
This is a messenger RNA of Helicoverpa zea (corn earworm), 2815 nucleotides long. RefSeq names its product SAGA-associated factor 11 homolog (gene Sgf11). Gene Ontology annotation, biological process: regulation of transcription by RNA polymerase II; positive regulation of DNA-templated transcription. The coding region runs from base 185 to 1114 and encodes 309 amino acids. The record is from RefSeq and is a predicted model, not a curated record. Lineage: Eukaryota; Metazoa; Arthropoda; Insecta; Lepidoptera; Noctuidae. Gene Ontology annotation, cellular component: DUBm complex; SAGA complex. The transcript is spliced from 4 exons. Gene Ontology annotation, molecular function: transcription coactivator activity.